AUGGACGACGUUGCUGGUGAUGACGGCGUGGGCGUCGCCGCCUUUGCUGGCCCCCCCGUGGGCCACGGCGGCCAUGGCGCGGCGGCGCCCCGCCGAGCGUUGAGAGCUGCCAAUAUAUAUCUGGGGCCGCUGGAGGCCUUUAUCAUCUUGGGCGCAAAAGGCGGCUCUUGGGCACGGGAGUUCAAUGAUAUUGUAUCGCAUCUGUUCGACGACGGCCGCCAGUACUUAUUCUGCAUUGUGAUCGGUAGGUGGGAAAUGAUCCCAGCGGCGGAGAUCGACAAUCUGACAGACUUAGACCACAGGAUCGCGCAGUCAGCUCUUGGCCAACACUCCGAUGAAUAUGCUGGGCUUUUGACGUACAAGGCGGUGAACGCCAUCGACGUGGUCCACCCUUUCCAUUGCGAGCCCAGCGACCCGCAGGCCAUCCUGAAUAUGCUCCGAGGUCGUCAAGUUAAGUUCUGGACAGAUCGCGACCAUGGCGUUGACACAUCAUGGGAUGAAGCUUGGUACAGUGUGCUUGAUAAAUAUAGGGCGGUUCGGUUUGUGCAAAAGCCAGUUGUAGUUUGCCCACCUCUAGCAAUGAGCAUCGCGGAACUUCAUCAGGACGUGUUCCACGCAGUUGUGAUUGGUCAUCGGCUGAAGUCAUUCUGGGGAACUGGCCCCACAGCAGGGCGUCUGAAACGAUUUCGAGAGCUUCAUCCCGUCCAGCAACAUGUGCGGCAACACCAGGGAGCGGUCCAUGGUCGUGCUAUCAUGCGGCGUGGACUGAGCGGCAGGCUGGUGAUCAAAUGGCUGGCGGCUACUUCGGACUUGAAAGCCCUGCGGCAUGCUGGAAGAGCUUGCGACAACUGGGCUUCUCUCAUCGCCGAAGGCGCGCCUUUGUCCGAAGAGGAGCUCACACAACAUAUGAAGUCGGUCAGGCUAGAGACCCUCAGGCGGAGCCGGGUACGUUUAGAUUGGCUCUGCAUGCGUCUGACUAGGCUCAUGUUCGCUCGCAUCAACUGGUCCCGCAUCGACACGUACUUAUACAUAGAUUCGUCCCCUCAAGGCAGGGGGUGGGAAAUGCAGGCCGCCAGCGUGAGGAUCAGGAUGGACGGAGUCGACUUUUUAAGACGAAUGCUUCCACCCGUGCUGCUGAUGAGGACCCAGCUCACCUCGUUUUCGAAAGCUGGAGCGCUCCUGUGGCAGAUAUAUCUGUGUUUUGGCGGAUCUCCCGACGCAAUGAGGGCGUUUUUGAGCAGGGUGAGGGGGAUCGUUUCGGACAUGGGGACCGAGUGCAUGAUCGCGAAAAUGGGUGAUAUACUUCCAGAUUUCUUUGCUGCGCUGGGGCUCCGCCAAUUCAUUCAACGACAACCCUUACUUUUUCCUCGAGCAUUGGUCAUACCUGGCUGGCGCCACAAGAUUGACCUUUUAAUUAGACGUGGGUGCAGUUCGCUCAGGUGGUUCCCCGAGUUCAUUGCCCAGGUGAAGGCUAUGAUCUCGUUAUUUCGGGACGAGGCUCUUGGGCUUUCCAAAGCAUGCAAAAGUUGA
This is a messenger RNA of Prorocentrum cordatum, 1530 nucleotides long. Lineage: Eukaryota; Dinophyceae; Prorocentrales; Prorocentraceae. The record is from the annotation of a GenBank genome assembly.